Cetraspora pellucida is the source of this 1164-nucleotide messenger RNA. NCBI's taxonomy places the organism in Eukaryota, Fungi, Glomeromycota, Glomeromycetes, Diversisporales, Gigasporaceae. The record is from the annotation of a GenBank genome assembly.
AGAAGUAAUAAACAGGAAAUUAUGGAAUAUUGGAAAACUGUCGAACAAGAAAGGAGAUUAGUAGUGAAGCAAGUACGAGUAGUUAACACACAAAUCUCUGCGUUGAAUAUGUUGAAUGUUGCAACAACCGAUCAAUCAUGUCAAGUUAUUAGGCUGCUUGAAGGACAAUCAGAUACUCAAGUUCCGAAUGAUUACUUCACAGAAAUGGAACAUCAUGCAAGAUCUUCUGAUAAUAAGGAAAGAACAAAGCGCGCCAAAAUUCAUAAGUACGAACUGCAAGAAUGCGUUAUUGAAAAUUUAGAUAAUUCCGAAAAUGAUUAUAAGAUGAUGACUACCAUAGCUAUGAUGACUAUGAAACCGAUGACGAUAUUGGAGAAAAUUCACCCACAGUAUUGGUCGUUGAACAAGAUGGAGGAUGAUAAAAAGUGGCGUCUCUCUACAGGGAAGAUAGUGGAGGAUGCCCUCUACGAUUUUGCAAGUAAAUGCUCACAUGAACACUUCAUAAUCGACCCAAUCGACAAAUUAUAUGUGGAUAAUGAUGUUUUUACCAAGGAAGAAUUGAGAGAAAUCGGUGCAUACAAAAGACGUAGUUUACCGGAAAUCCCAAAUGAUCUUUUUGAUUAUUUAAUGACAUUCGCAAAGGACACAUUACAUGAGUUAAGACAUGCAAUCAAUCAACCAAUUAAAGUUAUACAAGGAGAGUUUAAUCCGAAAAAGCAUCAUGAUUACGAUUGGAUUAGAUACGUAAUGCAUACAAUUGGUGAGUCUUGUAAUAUUGCCUCUGGCUUACGGAAGAAUGUCAAUCGUACUAUACCUGGAAUCGAUAAAAUGAAAAGGCAAAAGGUUGGUCGGAAGGGUGAUCUCUUAUUGAGAACGUCAUCAGAUCUAGAGUUCGGUGGUGAAGCUGGGAAGAUUUAUAAAACUGAUAAGGGCACGAAAUGGCUUGUAGAAAGCAGGCUCAAGCUGCCGAAGUUAUUAAAGGAUAUGUUUGUACAAUUGGCGUCGGUUUUACGUAAUUUGAAAACAGUGGGUUUCGUACAUGCAGAUUGUCCUGAGGGAUACAUGUGCCAUUUAAGCCGUGGUGAUGUCUACAAAGUUGCUGAAUUCAUUACUACACACAUUACUGAAACUCUGCCACUAAUUGUAACAACUUGGAAAGCUAAG